Messenger RNA from Melampsora larici-populina 98AG31, 1640 nucleotides. RefSeq lists its product as uncharacterized. The coding region runs from base 101 to 1561 and encodes 486 amino acids. Lineage: Eukaryota; Fungi; Basidiomycota; Pucciniomycetes; Pucciniales; Melampsoraceae. The transcript has 12 exons. Gene Ontology annotation, molecular function: RNA binding; pseudouridine synthase activity. The record is from RefSeq and is a predicted model, not a curated record. Gene Ontology annotation, biological process: pseudouridine synthesis.
GAUUAACCGCAAUUUGCGAAACGAAAUCAAAGUCAAUCUAUUCGAUCAACUACUUCAAUCUCGCUCAAUUCUAUUGGUACAUCGAUCAGGACUCCCCUCCAUGGCUACAGCUUCCCCAGCUCAUAUACACACUUCUGCGGCUAAGUAUGAGGUUAAACCGGAGUGGUAUUUUGAAAAAGGUUUACGAAAAGUGAAGCCUUACCUAUUCAAGUACUCAACUUAUGCCAAGGAAAGAUGGAGGGGGCGAAGUGUAAUUGACGUGUUCAGCUCUGACUUCAGAGACCGUAGCCCUGAAUACUAUGCUCAAGCCGUAGCUUCCGGUGUUAUCAAGAUCAACGGAAAAACUAUCACACAAGAUCUUAUCAUCCGAAAUGGUGAUCUGAUCACUAAUACAUUACAUCGACAUGAGCCACCAGUGAUCGGAGAUCCUGUCAGAAUCCUCCAUCGCGAUGAUGUCAAAGGUUUACUUGUGGUCGAAAAACCUGGAAGUAUGCCAAUUCAUCCAACGGGUCGAUAUAACUAUAACACCUUGUUAUCAAUCCUCAAAUUCGAUUACGAUCUUCCAUUGGUUCACACUAGCAAUCGUUUGGAUCGUCUAACUUCAGGCGUGAUGAUUUGCGCGUUGACAAUUGAAGCAUCCCGUGGCUUGUCAGCUUACUUUGGCCAAGAAGGUGCCGUGAAGAAAGAAUAUAUUGCCAGGUGCCGAGGUAAUUUCCCAGACGAGGAGAUUGUGUGUGAGGAACCCCUUUUAACCAUCGACCGACAGGUGGGACUUAAUGUCGUCCAUCCUGAAGGAAAGUUACCUUUACUAGGUCGUCCUAUCACUGGGCGGUCUCAUCAAAUCCGUGUUCAUCUCCAGUUUCUAGGACACCCAAUCUUAAAUGAUGUGAUAUAUUGUAGUAAUGUAGCUUGGGGCCCUGAAGGUGGCAAGGGUGGAAUAUUUAGUUCACCUACAGAUCAAAGGCCAAAAUCAAGCGAGAAAGAGGAAGCAAUAGAAUCGGUCGCGCAUGAAGUUCCCAUUGAAGCUAAUCUUGAAGCAUCAGAAGAAAAUUCGCGUCCUAAACGUUCGGGAUCAGCUAUCAAGCUGGGUAGGGGUCAACGACAAGGAAUUUCUCAAAACGACUCAGGAAAACGUGCUCGAUUGAAUCCAGAAGAUCCGGAUUCAGGCAAUUGCAGUGGGAUUGCCUUUAAUGAAACAGCUCGAGCGGUAGUGAAUGAAUUGAGGAAGGCUAGAGACAUCGAAGAUGGAUUUGGACGUGAGAAGGAUACGAUUUGUAUUGAUCGAGCUUUUAAAACACCGACAGAAUUAUUGAACUCACAGGUUGAUAAAAAGAAUGAUGAUGCAAAACAAGAAGAUGGAAUUGAAAGCAGUCAACCUGAUCAUCAUGAGUUUUGUUCAGAUUGUGGUAUACCUCUCUUACCGGAUCCAAAACCUGAACAACUUUUCAUCUAUUUACAUGCAUUUAGAUAUCAUACAGAUGCUUGGGACUUUUCUAGUGGUUUACCUUGGUGGGCAGAUGAAGAGAAGUGGAAGGAAAGGCAGAUCGAAACAAUUGAGUAAUUCACAUUUGUCUUUCAUGUUGUAUAUAGAUCAAAAAUAAUCGUGAAGAUGAAACGAUAAAGGAAAAUUAGAGCUGAAU